UCCGUCUGCCAUGAUCUCUUUCGGUAUUUCGGUAAAAUUAUCAGUGCAGAAAAGAUAAUUUUUUCGCGACAAAAACAAAAGUGUAUAACUGAGUCUCUCUGUACAGCUUGCCGGUUAGUUUGGCAGAUUGAACGUGUUACAAUCUGGAAAAGUUGCAGGAAGUUUAUACAAAUUAAGGUCCACUACCCAUACUAUACCUUCAAAGAAACAUUCGCAAAACCGUGCGGUACUGCAGCAGCAGCAGCAGCAGCAGCACCGAGUAUGUGUGUGGUUGCCGAAAGACCGCAAAAUUAAGACGUAAUCUUUCCGCUCCGGACAACUGAAGUGGAUUAUUGCAAGUGAAGUCGUACAGCUGCCGCGCAGUGCAAUUUGAUCGCAAACACUUUAGGCUUUCAGCUUGCUUUCGAAAACACCCGAAACGAUCGUGGCCGUGAUCAUCGGUUGAUCACCGUCUAUAUCUAUAUUUUCUACCAACCAUUUCUACCGGUUCCGGUGCGGACUAGCGCGCAGGCCGUCAAAAUUAGUGGCGAAACACGAGUACGCAAAAUGUCCCUCAGCUCGGACUCGCCGGAUGCGAAAAAGCCCUGCAAGGGCAUCCUCAAGUCCUCCAGCAGCUUCGACAAGCAUUCGGCGGCAUCGUCAGUGCACAGGAAAAGUGCAAAGUUUGAUGAGCUCAAUGUGCUGCAGACGCACCACCCGCCCGAUAAAGAUUACGGCCACAUGAAGGUGGACGAGCCGAAGACGCCCUACAACUACGUAGAAUCGGACGACGUUGAUCAAUUGGAUGCGGAGCUGCUCGCCGAAAGAUUACGUGCAGCCGACGCACGGAGCGAUGCCGUCUCGGAGGAGGACCUGGACGAUGACGACGACGACGAGGAGGAGGAGGAGCUGACGGAGGAGCAGAAAAAGCGCAAGCUAGAGUUUGAGCGACGCCGCAAAGCGCACUAUAACGAGUUCGAGGCGAUCAAGCUCGCCCGCAAGCUGAUCGAGGAGGACGAUGAGGAGGACGAGGACGAGGAUGGCGAGGAGCAGCGGAGCAAAGCGACCGGCUCGUCGUCGUCGUCGGGCCCGAGCACAGUCAACCCUGCCGGUGCGAUUGCGGUCGACGGUUCGGCCGGUAAGGAGGAAACCGGCAUGGAAAUUGAGGAGAUCGAGGAACCGAGCGGGCGCACAGCGAAGACGGCCGAUAGUCCGGUGGCACGGUUAAAACCAGGUAUGGAGGAAAUUGUCUAGACGGUGCUGUAGUGACACCGUGGCGUGUGCUCCCACCUGCCCCGGGCGGGGGAGCCGCGCGUUAACAUGUACGCUUCCAGCACCGGAUGCCCCCGUGUGGAACUCCGGCUUUUUACACCGCAUUGUCCGUACACAGACACAUGAACACACACACACAUAUACAGAGAACAACACACAGACACAUACACACACACAUGUAACGUGGAGUGAUAAAAAUCUAAGGUCCUAAAGACUGCCAAUCUGCCAUUUUUUGAGCUGUUGCAUGCGGUUACACACCGCAUCUACUGAAUGUUGUUCGUUUUGGAAAAGAGAGAGCAAAAGAUAGAGGAGAGAGAGAGAAAGAGAGAGAGAAAGAGAGAAGUUUCCAUUCUUAUAUGCAUCAAAAUCUCUUCCAUUUAUUUUCGGUAGGAACUUUCCAUACAUUCACCAAGUGGAUAAGCUGGUGAAAGUGUUGGAAUUGUUUAUUUUUUGUAUCACAAUUACGCUUGAUCUGUGUUGUGUCCGUGUGUAUGGAUAAAAGCGGGCAAACCCCGUUAUAUUGAGCGCUAGUAGUGUUAUCCGUACUGUAGCGCUUUGUCUGGCCAGAGAGACGAUCUGAUGAAAACUAUACUUUAGGGACAAGAUGGUGUAGUAUACCAAGCCACCAAACAGUAUGAAUUGCUGACGCGUUUAGUCAUAUAGAAAUAUGGUCCGAUUUGUAGGAAAACACACAUCUAUUGUACACGACAAGCUCAAAUUCAACACAAUCACUGAUUUCGGUACAUGAGGAAGUAAGAAUUAUCAAUAAUUUUGUAAAGAUUUCAGCAGCAAAGUUGCUCAUUUACGCGCCAAUGUGUAAGCAUCCUGAUUUGAAUAUGAUGAUCUCUUAAUUUGAUUUUCCAUUUGUUUCCCUCCUUCUUUCUUUUUCUUCAAUGUACUUUUGUCACCCAUUCUUGUCCGUGCUAAUGCCCGCGCUCGCGUAUUGUAAUUGACGAAUGAAUUUAAACCUUUUUUUACCCCAUUACUGUAUUCGCGUGUAUUGCAUGUGUGGCAUGGCGUUUUUUUCCGGUCUGUCUUUCUACUAUGUGCGCUACUACCAGUAUCGAGCUCGAUCAUACUGGAGGAAUGUUCCGAAAUGCAGGGCCCCCGCAGCACGGUCAUUGCGCUGAUCAUGAUCGUGUCGAUAUGUUUAAUGAUAUUCUUUAUCGUAUGCUUCACGUUGCUGUUUUACCUGCUGAAACGGAAUGACGAUUAACGAUAGCUUUAUGUGCAGAAGUGUGUUUCCCUGUUUCUAUGAUUUUUUUUUUGUCAUUUGUGAGUGAGAAUUUACAUCUAGAUAGGAUGAGGAUCGUUUUCUUUAUGCACCUAGAAGAAGGGAAAUAUUAAUUAAGCAAUUAUGUGCGUGUGUAGGUAGACCCGACUGUUCAAUCAAAUGCUAAGGGGCAAAUUUAUCAACCAUCGAGCGAGUUUAGUUUAUUAUUUGUGUACUGAUUUUUGAGUGGCGUGAACGCAACCUAACCCAUAUGAUAAUAUGAUUGAAUUUUAAAUAACCUCGCACACAAUGGUUUAUUUGUUUCUAGUAGUAUAGUUUCUUUUGGUAAAAAAACUACGCUCCCAUUUAAGAAAUUAAUUGAUUUAUUUUAAUAAGGUUCCUUUUUUUGCAACGGGGUAGUAUGAGUGUGUGCUGCUGAAGAAGCGAAAUGUAGGAAAUGCUGAAGAGAAAUGUAGGAAAAUGUUUAGCUUGUUUUCCACCCGCCACACACACCACAUGUCGACUAACAUAACCCAAAUACCUCUCUCUCUCUCUCUGUGUAUUACCAGUUGUUAGGAGAUUUUUGUUUUUUCCUAAUAAUUUUGAUCAUGUUGCUAUCAGAAACAACUAGCCAAUCAGUGCUCCAUCAGUGUCACGUUUGCUGUGUGUUGUGUUUUUGGUAACAGUUUCUGCGUGAAAAGCGUGCGCGCGUGUGUGUGUUUUAGCAGCAUCCAGCAGCAGCAAACGCAGCAGCAGCAGCAACAACAGCCGGGAUGUAAUGUUGAGUACUUGCUCUGGUGUACCGGGAUCGGAUCGAUAGACCACUGCACAUCUUUUGUAGCGUCACCGUCGGCUUCAUGAUCAUGAUCGAUCUCUGAACCGGAGCAAUAUAAUCGAGCCGAACCGGAUAGAUUGGGAAACUAUCUAUAGCUGGGUAAAAGAUUGCUGCACAAUCAAAUCAAAUCCGGGUUUUGAUCCGCUAUCGGUACCGGUGGGGGUGUAGUCGGCAGAACAAUGAUAGAACUUAUUACCAGUACACCUGCUGAAUGAGGCAGGAGCGUAAACGUAAUACCAAUACAUAGAUGAUAGGCGCUUAGUAUAGAUAACAAUAAUUUUUAUAAUUUCCGUUUGCUUGAACAAAACAAAAACCGGUUGGCACGCGAUAUUGUGACGUGCUUGCUUGCGUAAUACCAGCAAGCGUAAUAAAUGGGAGGAAAGAAGAAGAAAAAAGAAACUAAAAAAAAGAAUAUCGAAGUAAAACAAAAACAUUCAUAAAAUAAAAGCAUAAAAAUGGUCAAAAUUCAAUUAUAAAAAAGAGAAGAAUAACAUAACAUACACAUACGGUCGAAACCAAACGAACAAACUAAGCAAUAUAAGUACUGCAAUUGAAAAAAAAACUAAACAAGAACACUUCAUAGUUUCAAGAUGUAAGCAAAAGAAGGAGAAACCCUAAUUAAAAUGUCUAAGGCUGGCAAAGAAAAGAAGAACCGGUCUCUUGUUGAGCGUAACAUUUUAAAAACAGUCAAGGGUACCAACCACCUAAUAUGAGAUAAUCAAAAUGAUAAAACAAACAAGAUAAAAAAAAAACAAAAACAGAAACACGCAAAAAUAGCUUACAAAAUAAAGAAAAGUGUCCCACAAGUAAAGCAAAUAGAUAAGAUAAGAAAGUAAAAGCUUAUUUGUAAUAAUAAAAAAAGAAAUGCAAGAAGGAAGUGGAAGCAGUUCAGCAGGAACUGUCGGCUGUUUUACAACAACUCGCGUUAGGAGGAAAAGUCAUGUAGCGUCGUGAACGGAUCUGUUGUUAUUUAAUUAGCUGCGAGGAAUUUGUUAAUGUGUAACCACGGCCACGGGUCAAGCAGAUUUGCAUGCGAAAUGUCUCAAAAUUAAACUAAAAAACGCAUUACACGCAUUUGGGCAGCGUUUGAAGCACAGCAAACUAAACCAUUGGAAGAGAAGAGGAUCUGCUUUAUUGUACAGUUUAAGAAAAAACACACUCACACACAACAUAGAAAGCAAUAGAUUCCUUUUUAAUCGUGACGAAACAAUUGGCUGAUUAUAAGAAGCGAUGUUGUGAAAACUUGUAAGACACAUAAACACAUGUAUUUAUUUUGUCCCAGCACUGCUUAGAAAUAGAGGCCAUUCGAGGCCCAGGCCUAGCUUCAUACCACCGUCUCAUCCAUCCAGAACCGAUUGUUUGUUUUAAAGAUAGUCAGUUUUGCAGCUAUAAAUGCACCCGGUUUGUUAUGAGUGAGAGGACGGGCCGAGAAGUACUGGAGUGAGAUUUAGUUUUUAAUUUUAAUUCAUAGUUAAAGUUUGUAACGCAAGCUUGUGCGAGCGCCCCGUUGCUUCACCGUUUUAUUCGAUAGGAGUGGUAACGUUGAGUGGCAUCUGGUUUAGUGGCUUAGAGUAGUAGGGGUUUUCGUGGGAAGGCGUAGUAGAAGCGAAUGCGUUGGAUUGGAAAUUGAAAAUAUGUUAGCAAAAUCAAUCAAAAACGGAAUCAGCAUGAAAACAAGCAAUAGAGUGAAAGUGAUGUGGCAGCGAGGGCAGCGGACGAGCAGCGUGAGUUAAAGGAAUUUUCUUGAAUAAAUUAAAAUCGUGAAUUGAA
This is a messenger RNA of Anopheles coluzzii, 5069 nucleotides long. RefSeq names its product protein phosphatase inhibitor 2 (gene I-2). Gene Ontology annotation, molecular function: protein phosphatase inhibitor activity. The record is from RefSeq and is a predicted model, not a curated record. The transcript is spliced from 4 exons. NCBI's taxonomy places the organism in Eukaryota, Metazoa, Arthropoda, Insecta, Diptera, Culicidae. Gene Ontology annotation, biological process: regulation of signal transduction. The coding region runs from base 547 to 1233 and encodes 228 amino acids.